AUGCCUCCAUUAUUCAGUUAUCAAUUAGUUUUUAAAGACAAGGCAUAUCGAUUAUGUUUCAAUUACAAUUUAAAUGCAGAUGUAGAUGUGAUCGGUAUUUCUCAUGAGACACUUAGACGUCGUGCUUUGAAUUACGUUCAUGAAGCACGAUACACUUUGAACAAUUUACGCAACAUUUUGAACCAAUUAAAAAGAGUUAAUCAAAAGGAAUUGGACACUGAAACAAUUUCAUCGAUACAAACAUCAUUACUUCACUAUCGACAGAAUAUGGAGGAAACUAUUUCACACUUUCAAAUUAUACUUAUUAAACUAGGUGAAUUAGAUGAAUUUUCACAAAUCAGAGCGAAUGGCUUAAAUAAGCUUUCACAGCGAUUACAGGAGAAGAUUCAAAAACAACAGAAUCCAUCAGAUUGUAAAAAGGCCAAAUAUGUAACAUUAGACUUCACUAAUCUGUGUGGAUUGGGUUGUCGCAUUCAUCAACUCAUGUACUGCUUACAAUUGGCUCUUGAAAAUGAGCGUGUUUUUGUAUUAAAGAAACAUCAUUCUGGAGACAUAUUUCGAGAAUGGCUUCAUCAGAGCAUGUUACCACUUUCUGACAAAUGCAGUUACUUGGACUCAGAUGGUAGAUCAGAUAACAUCGAAUGUCUUCAUAUUCGAAAGGCUUUCACCAAUCAUGAAUGGUUACCACAUGUUCUCCCGAAAGAUAUGAGUGAAGAAUUACUGCGUUUACAUGAGGCACCCUUUGUUUGGUUUGGUGGUCAACUAGCAGCCUACAUUAUGCGUCUAAAGCCACAACUUGCACAAUUAAUCAAUGUAACCUUGAAGAGCUUUGAAACCAUUGGUGAUCCUGUUGUUGGCGUGCAUAUCAGGCGUACCGAUAAGGACAUGAAUGUGGAGACAUUUGGAUCAGUUUCUAAAAGAAUCAUUGGAAGAGAAAAUUCCGUUCAGGCUAAGCGAAGUGUUUACUUGUCGACAGAUGAUCCGAAUGUUUUUGCUCAACUGACCUACAGUUAUCCAAACUACACUGUUUAUGGUAGUCAAAGUAGAUCGCAGUCAGCUAAUAUGAAUACGCGGGUGUCAGUUAGUUCAUUGAAUAAUGCAAUCAUUGACAUCAUUGCACUUUCAAUGACGGAUUUCCUUGUGUGUACACUUUCAUCGAAUGUCUGUCGUUUAGCCUAUGAGUUAAUGCAAACACGUCAUGUAGAUUUGGGUGAUGCAACACAAUUAGUUCAUUCAAUCGAUAAGUUAUUCCAUGAAGAAGAUUACCAAAGAAUGAAAUUUGAUGUGAUCAUUCCAGAUAUGAAGAAUAGUCCACCUACUACUAGACUGAUUGUCGACAACAAAUCAUCCAACACCCGUAUACUUCGUCAAUAUAGCAGUAAUAAUAAUUGUACAUUUACUUUGUUAAGUGAUGAUGAGGAUGAGAAUGUAUAUCCGCAAACAAACAUUGCUACCGAUAAAUUCCUAAACUUCGGUGAUGAUGUAAACACUAGUGAUGAAGACAAAGAAGGUGUGAAUUUAAAAAAAUUGAAAGCGAACGAAGUUUACCAUUUACGGUAG
Messenger RNA from Schistosoma haematobium, 1560 nucleotides. RefSeq names its product Alpha-(1,6)-fucosyltransferase. Gene Ontology annotation, molecular function: alpha-(1->6)-fucosyltransferase activity. Gene Ontology annotation, biological process: protein N-linked glycosylation. The transcript has 7 exons. The record is from RefSeq and is a predicted model, not a curated record. Bases 1 to 1560 code for a protein of 519 amino acids. Lineage: Eukaryota; Metazoa; Platyhelminthes; Trematoda; Strigeidida; Schistosomatidae.